AUGAGCCCCGAAAGUCCGCACCAGUGGAGCCGGAUAGUGGGGGACAACUGGGUAUGGAUUGCAGUCUUGUCCUUUCUCGCCACUUUCCCGGUGCAACAACUUGCUUUCCCGUCCUCACUCAGCGACUGUCAGACUCCGACACUGGAUGGAAUUGCUCGGGCUAAGAUGAUCAAGAAGUCCGUUGAAGGGAAUAAGGGGAUGAUGACCGGGACACAGAUCUUUCCUUUGUACACCACCCCUUGCCCGUUGUGCGAGUCUCCGAAUUGGGGAAUCCUAACCUUCUAUGCCCCUCCAGGUAAGACGGAUGCCGCCUCGCUCAUUCCGGUUACAGAAUUAUGUCUGUCCUCUGUCUCUCCAUCUAUUUAUGAAUGUUUGUGUCGGAGAAAGGGACGGACUGUUAUUGCCUGCUCAUCUCGAACCCUUAGUAAUAUUUGUCAGACCUUUGGUAGCUUAUGCUGUCUUGUCUUGUCUUUAUGUAUCCAAGCAGGGAACGAGGGUUCGGCGGAGAAUGGACAGAAGGAGACGUCCACCUGUGACAUUUGCCAGUUUGGGGCCGAGUGUGAUGUGGAUGCUGAAGAUGUCUGGUGCGUCUGUAACAUCGACUGCUCCCACAUCAGUUUUAACCCCGUGUGCGCAUCAGACGGCCGUUCCUAUGACAACCCCUGCCAGGUAAAAGAGGCAUCGUGUCAGCGGCAGGAACGAAUCGAGGUCAAAUUCCUAGGUCACUGUCAGGGCGACAUGAUUACAGGCACCAAAGCAGGAGAUGGACAGUAUGCCAGGACAGACUAUACAGAGGAGAAGCCUGAGGUUUCAGAGGUGGCGAGAGGGCUGUACAUCCCCUGCCCUGAGCACUAUAAGAACUAUUGUGUUCACGGAGACUGUGAAUAUCCCAACAUGCUCUCAACACCGUCCUGCAGCUGUCACUCAGGAUUCAGCGGUCCCCAGUGUGACACUAAAGAGUAUAAUGUGCUGUACGUGGUCCCUGGCUCUGGAAAGCUCCGCUAUGUCCUCAUUGCGUCUGUCAUUGGGACUCUGCAGGUGGCCAUCAUAUGUGUAGUGGUGCUGUGUAUCACCCGGAAGUGCCCACGGACCAACAGAAUCAACCGACAGAAGCAGAACACAAUGCACUACAACUCUGAAAACACCCUGCGCGCCUCCACCCGCCUCAUUUGAGCCCGUGAGCAGAGAAUCAUGGGAAAUGUAGUUUGGACAGAGGACAGAAAAGAAGAAACUCACUCUCCGUCCCCAUAGAGACACUGCAUUCUGCUGGAUGAUGGGAUGGAGGGACGGAGGAUGACGGUGCAGAUAUAACGGAGGACGAUGGGUUCUACACACGAUGCCUUGCACCUGUGGCACAGGA
This is a messenger RNA of Cyprinus carpio (common carp), 1360 nucleotides long. Its product is annotated as tomoregulin-2-like. Gene Ontology annotation, molecular function: protein binding. NCBI's taxonomy places the organism in Eukaryota, Metazoa, Chordata, Actinopteri, Cypriniformes, Cyprinidae. The record is from RefSeq and is a predicted model, not a curated record. The transcript is spliced from 8 exons. The coding region runs from base 1 to 1173 and encodes 390 amino acids.